Exaiptasia diaphana is the source of this 910-nucleotide messenger RNA. RefSeq names its product ganglioside GM2 activator. Bases 346 to 852 code for a protein of 168 amino acids. Gene Ontology annotation, cellular component: cytoplasmic side of plasma membrane. Gene Ontology annotation, molecular function: enzyme activator activity; lipid carrier activity. The transcript has 4 exons. Lineage: Eukaryota; Metazoa; Cnidaria; Anthozoa; Actiniaria; Aiptasiidae. The record is from RefSeq and is a predicted model, not a curated record. Gene Ontology annotation, biological process: ganglioside catabolic process; lipid transport.
CAUCAUUUUGUAGUUCUACAUUAUAUUUUGUCUGCAUUAUACUUAGUAUACACUAUUGUACUUAAAAUGACUCGAUACCAAAGUAUAGUCGAUAUUAAAGUUGUUUUUCAUGCAGUUUUUGCGAGAACAAAUCUACAAAACAAAUGCAGCUGAUAAAAAGCACUAUGCUCAGCAGCCCAAACAUAACGCCUUGGUCUGCAUACAAGUGAUUUCAUCUGUCCAGGGUUUGACCAGCCUAGUGAAGGCUGAACUAACAUCCAACGGUUAUAAGCGUUGUAAGCGCUGGCGACUAAUAAACUUUGCUUUGCUGCAAUACUUACAAGAAGACUUCUGAAAGUACCAAUCAUGGUUUGGAUUAAGGUUGCUUUUGUUCUGGUGGUGCUGAUGGUAUGGCAAGCUAACGCUUUGACAAUGAAGAACUGCGAUCGUAGGCUUCCUGUACAAAUCACUUCUGUGAACUUCAAACCAGACCCCAUCAUAGUUCGCAAAGGACGCAAAGUGACAUUCUCGGGAACUCUGAAGUCAUACAGAACUGUUGGAAGCACUUAUACAUUGAAACUCAAGGUCGUCAAGAAAGGCUGGAUUGAUGUUGGCGUUCCAUGCAUGGGUAGCUUUGGGUCAUGCGAGUACAAAGGCUUGAAAUGCGAGCAGAUGUUACCGUACCUUAACGUGCCGAAAUGCCCACCCCCCAGCGGAUCGUAUACCCUGAAAGAGAGAACUAUGGUGAUACCAUCAGUCAAUUUACCGUCGUUCCUGACCAGUGGAAAGUACUACAUGAAAGCUGAAGUUUUCGACGAAGCGAACAGACGCAGGAUUGGUUGUGUGGAGGUCAACUUUCAGGCAAAAUCAUAAACCGCAUCAUGUUUCUUAUCAAUCGAUAAAAAAAAAUAAACUUAAAUAUGAAAACUAA